This is a messenger RNA of Nematocida minor, 594 nucleotides long. RefSeq lists its product as uncharacterized. The record is from RefSeq and is a predicted model, not a curated record. The coding region runs from base 1 to 594 and encodes 197 amino acids. NCBI's taxonomy places the organism in Eukaryota, Fungi, Microsporidia. The transcript has a single exon.
AUGAAAAAAAAGUACACGGGAAUGGUCUUUACAAAAGACCCUGCGAUGUCCGCAAGAACACAGGAAGAAAGAGAGGUCAUGGCGCACCUGGAUAGAAAAGUGCACAACAACGAUUUAGAAGAUGAUUUUUUCACUCUUGGUGAGGGCCUUCGCGAGGAAAUGAGCGAAGACUCAGACGCAAGCAGCGUGCUAGAGCUUUCAGAAGAAGAGAGCUAUUCUACACACCAUGAAGAAGAGAACAUGGAUGUAUCCAAUGUGCAGGUAGAGGGUGUGCAGAGCGUAGAGCAGAAAGAGACUCUGGGGAAGGACUGCUUCGCCAGUCUAAUUGAGCAAAUAAACGCACAAAGCGGGCGCGGAUUUGCAAUGCUGACAAGCUUCUCAGAGAGGAAAAAAAGGCCAACUAAGAAACAAAAAAGAGUGAACACGUCAAUAGAAGCCUGCAACAGCAUUCUCAAUAGAAUGGGGUCAUACAUUCCUCCUAUGGAUGAUGAAACUGUCGUUCAGGUUUCAAAAAAACAGAAAAUAGAUGAGAAAUGCGAAAACUGGGAAGAUUCAGUGGGCGCGAGCAAAAGAAACCAGCCAAAUAUUAUAUAG